Camellia sinensis is the source of this 1232-nucleotide messenger RNA. The record is from RefSeq and is a predicted model, not a curated record. Lineage: Eukaryota; Viridiplantae; Streptophyta; Magnoliopsida; Ericales; Theaceae.
UUAUACACCAGUGUAGUAGUGUGUGUUUUCACACUUCUAAGCUGAAAGAGAACCAUUAGCCCCGCCUCUCCCCACGUUCAUCUCUCUCUCUCUCUCUCCCCCAUCUCUCUAUACAAUAUAGAUAUACAUGUAUAUACCUGUAAAUCUAACAUAUAUAUGUGUGUGUGUAUCUCCUUAAGACUAGAAAAAGCUAAGCAGAAAGCUUUACAGAAGAAAAUUGCUCUUUACUUUUCAAAAAGAGAAAGCAUAUAGGUGUGAGUGUAUGUAUACACACACAUAUAUACACAUAUAUAAUCUUCACUUAGCUGCAGAUCAAUAUCUAAACUGAAGUUUUUGGUUGUUUAUAGAAGCAAUCAAUCGCAUUCGAAUUUUCGUAUAUCGUCUCUACUCUUCUUUUGAGGCCUCAAGUUUUGUUUCUACUUCAAUUUCCGGGAAAUGUGUUCAUCGGAUCGAUUGUUUAAUCGGCAGACAACAGUUCAUCAGAUCCUUGGAGGUGGACUCGGCAGAGAACAGUUCAUCAGAUCCUUGGAGGAGGAUUUGUUGCAGAUGUGAUGCUGUGGAGGACUAAGAAUGUAACAGUGGGGAUUCUAGUGGUAACUCUUGCUGCUUGGUUAGUGUUUGAGAAAUCUGGUUACACUCUUCUAUCACUUGUCUCUAGUGUUCUUUUGCUCCUGGUUACCAUUUUUUUCCUCUGGGCCAAAUCCGCGGCUAUUCUAAACCGACCUUCUCCACCACUACCAGAUUUGUAUCUCUCAGAAGAAGCAGUAAAUGACAUAGCAGCCCUUGUCCGCGGUUACAUAAAUGCAUUGCUCUCAACCUCCAAGGAUGUUGCUCUGGGAAAGGACACAAGACUGUUUUUCAAAGUUGCUGCAUAUCUGUGUCUAAUUUCUAUCAUAGGCGGCUUGACUGAUUUCCUUACAUUGGGCUACACCAGCCUUGUUAUCGUUCUUUCAAUUCCGGCACUCUAUGAGAGGUAUGAAGAUUACAUAGAUAGAUGUAUAUUGAUGGGGUGCAGAAAACUGCAGCAGUUGUAUGUGAGGUUUGAUGUGGAGUGUCUUGCUAGGGUUCAGAAAUGGAUUUUGGAGAAGAAGAAAUUAAGCUGAGCUCUUUUUCCAUUUUUCAAGUUUGCUUGCUUUUGACAGUGUGAUGAAGUUGUGCUAAGUCCUGUUUGGCAGGAGACUCAAAUUUAUUUAUUUUAUUAUUUUCAUAAUGAUUUAUUCUUUUUUGUAUAA